GAACUUGCGGUGCUAGUUUGCACGUGGCAUCAGCCGAACAUGGAAUUUUGCACAUAUCCGAUUACGCUAGACUUCAUCUUACUUAGGAAAGGGCUGGCCCGAUGGGCAGCAGUGGUCAACGAAGACCAUCUCGAUCACCGCGAAGUCAAAGAAGUCGUAGUGCAGAUGUCGAUUGUUUAAAAAAAUAUACCGAAAGAAGAAUAGAAGGUAGAAGGCAUACCGACGUGACAGAUACAACCAAAUUGGAUACCUCAAGAUGGAUACCAUUGGCAAAGAAUAUAUCACGUGGUCAAACGAGUUUUAAAAAAACUUCACAAUCACAAGUUUCUACGAAGGAUGAAGACAAACGACGCUAUGAUAAUUCAUCGUCAAGUCCUAAAAACAACGAUUCGAUAAAAUGGCAACAAACUUCUUCCGCUAAGAUAACUCACAAUGAGGAUGAUCGUAAAAGUAAUCCACAAAAUGAAAGGGAAAUUGCAGAGAAAAAUAAAUUUUAUGGCAAACAGGUAGCAGCUCGUAGUCGUAGUACUGACGUACCAACAUUUAAGAAAGAAAAAUUUACCGAGGAACGAAGACACACCGAUUGCGGUGAUAUCAGAAUUGCUUCAAGAUGGAUACCGCAAAUAAAUAGCGUGAGAUUUCGCGGUGAUACGUCAACGUUUGCCAAAUUUACAAAUUCGUACGAAAUUACGAAAAAUGCGGCAACUAGGUGGAUAACUUUUGCAAAAAAUCCGUCACCAUUUCCAACGCCACGAAUGAAUUCUGAGAAAAAAAUGCAAAUGGAAGAUAAUUCUCAAAAAACUAUGGAACAAAUAAGUCCGAGAAAAAGAGAGGAAGAUAAUAAAAUCGAAGCAACAAAGUGGACGCCAUUGAGAAAAUUUGCAUCACCCUUACCGUCCGAACAACGUAAUCCCGAAAAUGAAAAGGAACACGAUUCACCAGAGAUUAAUUUAAAUCGUUCGAAAAACAACGAUCCAAACGAUGCAAUAGACAAAGCUAACAAAUUGAGCCAACGAAUGAGAGAAUUGUACGAUUUCAAAACUGAAAAUGAAUGGCCGAAGAGAUUGAAAAGUCGACAAUUUGAAGAAACUUGGAUUAGUAAAAGUAGCAGUGAGGAUGAAAGAAAUCCACCAAGGGUUCGUAGAAACAGCCAAGAUAUGGAAUUUAACGAUAGAUCGUCAAAAAUCAAGGAUACAAGAUCGCAAAUUCAUCGAACGGAUGAGUCCCAGGUGUUUCACAGUGACACUGACGAAAGAUCGAAGAAAUUUGUCGAAAGGCAUAGCAAUUCGGAAGACCUUGGAUUACGAGGAACCGCGGAAAAAUUACGAAUACAAAAUCGACGCACACAUUCUGACGAUUAUGAUGAAAAAUGUCGUAGAAAGGGUAGUUGUUAUCGAACAGAUAGCAAAGAAGAAACCGGUCAAACGAGAAUUGCUGAACAACGAAUGACACAAAACGAUAAUAAAAGAAAUUCUAACGCUAGUGGAAGAAGAUUGGAAGAAUCUCGUACGAGUUAUACAGAAAUUUCUGAACUUCCUGUUAAAAGAAAUUCAAGAAUUAGCGAUGCGAGUUAUGCCAGUGUCAUGAAUAAUCCAACUGGUAAACGAGGUAGUUUAGAAUGUAGAUCAACACAACGUAUUCUUGACAUGCCACCACGUAGAGCAUUUAGUCAAGGUGAAGGUAGACCUGCCACACCUGUACCACCCAUAGAAAUGAACGCAGAACGUCCCGUUGCUGUUAGGUUAAUAUCCGAAUGUCAAAAAAGGGACAGCACAAGAUACAAAGUUUAUUUGACGUAAAUUAAUAUCUAUUUCGAAGGAUUUAACACGCCAUUUUUCAUGAUUUUACAUUUAAGCAUUUAUUUUGAGGUUAUUUAGGUCUUUAAGUACUGUAAUUUUUCAAAAGAUGGGGUUGUAUUGCAAUUCAAUUAUUUUAUAUGACAAA
This is a messenger RNA of Polistes dominula (European paper wasp), 1944 nucleotides long. RefSeq names its product ADP-ribosylarginine hydrolase CG3568. The record is from RefSeq and is a predicted model, not a curated record. Lineage: Eukaryota; Metazoa; Arthropoda; Insecta; Hymenoptera; Vespidae.